UGAUGUUCAACUGAGCCUAACCCAAUUAAGAGCAGGAUGAAGGUCAAAUCCUUCUGAAUUUGAGAUGGGUUGCCCAAAUCAUAGCCCAUUUUCAACUGCCUGGAACCUUGGUCUUUGCGUGGACUCUUCUGGAUGAUAUACAUAUUACAUAUAUACACAAAAACAAACAUUUCCAGGCAAAAUUAGCUUAGAAAUGGUAGUGGCGAGAUCAAUAGCGCUAAAAGCAGUGAAUACCGCCAGUUUAUGGGGUCUAAACCGGAGUCGUUUCGGGGGUUUGCCCAAGGUCCAAACCGUGAGGGCAUUGUCGACAUUCAUGUCUCCGCCAUCCAAGGCAGUCGUCUACGAGCACCACGGUCCACCCGACUCCGUCACCAGAAUGAUAGAGCUACCCCCAGUAGAAGUGCAGGAGAAUCAAGUUUGUGUUAAAAUGUUGGCUGCUCCCAUUAACCCCUCUGAUAUUAACCGUAUUGAAGGAGUAUAUCCUGUGAGGCCACAGGUGCCAGCAGUUGGAGGCUAUGAAGGUGUUGGAGAAGUGUAUUCUGUUGGUUCUGCGGUUAAGGGUCUCUCCCCAGGCGAUUUGGUCAUUCCAUCUCCACCCUCCUCUGGAACAUGGCAGACUUAUGUUGUCAAAGACCACGACAUAUGGCAUAAAAUCAGUAAAGAUUCACCAAUUGAGUAUGCUGCAACAGUUACUGUUAAUCCUUUGACUGCUAUAAGAAUGCUCGAAGACUUCACUACUUUAAGCGCAGGAGAUUCCAUCGUUCAAAAUGGGGCUACCAGCAUUGUGGGGCAAUGUGUAAUCCAGCUUGCAAGAUAUCGUGGCAUCCAUAGCAUUAACAUUAUCCGGGACAGGGCUGGAUCGGAUGAAGUAAAAGAAAGGUUAAAAGCUCUUGGGGCUGAUGAAGUGUUUACCGAGAGCCAACUAGAAGUGAAGAAUGUUAAGAGCCUUUUGUCAAAUAUACCUGAACCUGCCCUGGGAUUGAACUGCGUCGGUGGACAUGCCGCUUCUUUGGUUCUCAAGUUCUUAAGGCAGGGAGGAACCAUGGUAACAUAUGGUGGAAUGUCCAAGAAGCCUGUCACCGUAUCAACUUCCUCGUUCAUUUUCAAGGAUCUUUCUUUAAGAGGAUUCUGGCUACAGAAAUGGUUAAGUGCUGAUAAAGCGAAAGAGUGCCGAGAUAUGGUGGAUUACCUUCUACGCCUGGCACAAGAGAGGAAGUUAAAAUACGAGAUGGAGUUGGUUCCAUUUGACAAAUUUCACAGUGCAUUGGAGAAGGCACUUGGGAAACAUGGGAGUCAACCAAAACAAGUUAUCAAAUUCUAAUCUUUACGUCCUUGUUCAUCAAUUCUGAAGGCGCUGAUGAAUGGAUUGUAUGUAUCUCUUUAUAAGGCUUUCCGUUUACAAUCAGUGAUAGAAUCUAAAUGACUAGAAGUUGCCAAGAAUAAUAAUUAGUAUCAAAUAGAUUUUUAAGGUAUUCGUGUCAA
Messenger RNA from Gossypium raimondii (Peruvian cotton), 1482 nucleotides. RefSeq names its product enoyl-[acyl-carrier-protein] reductase, mitochondrial. The record is from RefSeq and is a predicted model, not a curated record. Gene Ontology annotation, molecular function: trans-2-enoyl-CoA reductase (NADPH) activity. Gene Ontology annotation, cellular component: mitochondrion. NCBI's taxonomy places the organism in Eukaryota, Viridiplantae, Streptophyta, Magnoliopsida, Malvales, Malvaceae. Gene Ontology annotation, biological process: fatty acid metabolic process. The coding region runs from base 194 to 1321 and encodes 375 amino acids. The transcript is spliced from 10 exons.